CCUCAGCAUCAUAGCGCAUCUCAUUCUGCGGUACAGCAGGUCAGCAGCAAGAUGAUCUGCUGGGCUCUCGCACUGGUUUGGCUGAUUUGCGGAUUUCCCACUGGCUGUGAGGGAGCUCCAGCAGCCUUGAAGAGCAACAGCAACGAAGAAACCUGCAAGAAUCAACUUCAUCCAGGGGCAGGGCUGUCAUGUUGUGGAGGGAAUGCUUUCAACCCUGAAAAAGCCACUUGUUGUAAAGCAGAAGAUGGAUACAACCAAACAGAUGGUCUCAGUCAAAAGGUGUCAGUUUGCUGUGGACUGAAGGCCUACGACAGAUUCAAUGAAAUAUGCUGUCAGUUAACCGUCAUAGCCAAACCUGUGCCAAAGGCCCGAUGUUGUGGGAAAGAGGCUUACGAUGAAGACACACAGUUGUGUUGCAGUGAGAGCAGGAUCAUCCUGAAGAGAAAUUCCACUGACCAUGAGUGCUGUGGAAAGAAACAGUACAACAAGAAGACUGAGUGCUGCUGUCCAGACAAUCUUGAGAUACGACCCAAACAUCCCAACUGCUGUAUGAAGCAGUCAGGUCUCCAUGGAACAAAUCCUAACAACACACCCAGCAAACAGAUUGAUUGCAGUCAGUCAACUGCUCUAGCCUUCCCUGCACCAAAUGCCGUAUGCUGUGGUAAUAAGGCUUUUAAUAGCACCACACAGUUGUGUUGCAGUAAGAGGAGGAUCAUCCUGGAGAGAAAUUCCAUUGACCAUGAGUGCUGUGGACAGAAACAGUACAACAAGAAGACUGAGUGCUGCUGUCCAGACAAUCUUGAGAUACGACCCAAACAUUCCAACUGCUGUAUGAAGCAGUCAGGUCUCCAUGGAACGAAUCCUAACAACACACCCAGCAAACAGACUGAUUGCAGUCAGUCAACUGCUCUAGCCUUCCCUGCACCAAAUGCCGUAUGCUGUGGUAAUAAGGCUUUUAAUAGCACCACACAGUUGUGUUGCAGUGAGAGGAGGAUCAUCCUGGAGAGAAAUUCCAUUGACCAUGAGUGCUGUGGAAAGAAACAGUACAACAAGAAGACUGAGUGCUGCUGUCCAGACAAUCUUGAGAUACGACCCAAACAUCCCAACUGCUGUAUGAAGCAGUCAGGUCUCCAUGGAACGAAUCCUAACAACACACCCAGCAAACAGAUUGAUUGCAGUCAGUCAACUGCUCUAGCCUUCCCUGCACCAAAUGCCGUAUGCUGUGGUAAUAAGGCUUUUAAUAGCACCACACAGUUGUGUUGCAGUAAGAGGAGGAUCAUCCUGGAGAGAAAUUCCAUUGACCAUGAGUGCUGUGGAAAGAAACAGUACAACAAGAAGACUGAGUGCUGCUGUCCAGACAAUCUUGAGAUACAAUCCAAACAUUCCAACUGCUGUAUGAAGCAGUCAGGUGCACCGCAACAGAGUCCUGCAUCUCAACCCAUCUGCACUGAGCCAAACUCAAUUCCCUGUGGGUCAUCAUGUUACAAUCCAAAUCAUUUCCGCUGCUGUGAGAAAAGCCAGGAAAACUCUCUGUGGUGCUGCGCUCCAGGUCGAUGUGAAGACACCCCCAGUGUGUAUAACCCGCAUACACAGAUCUGCUGUGAUGGCUGUGUAUCUGAGUGGAAGCCUUGGUUGGAUCAAUGCUGUGGAGAAACGGCAUACGGCUUUGCACAACGUGGAGUUCUGUGUUGUAAUAACACCUUAUUCACGGGCAGAGAAGAUGGAGAGGAAUGUUCAGCGCUUGGUGUUCCCUUCAACCCAGCUAAAGAGACUAUGUGUAGUUUUAAGUUUCAUGACUCACCUGGAAGACACUGCUGCGGUACAGAAAAAUAUCAUCCUAAAACUGAGAUCUGCUGCGAUGGCCACAGGCAUCAAAACAGAACAGAAAACACCCGCUGCUGUGGGAGAAAGGUGUAUGACAUUCAAGAUCCAUUGGUGAAGUGCUGCGGAGGGAUACUGCAUAAUCUGAAUGCCGGACACAAGGAACAGUGCUGUGGAUCUGUUCUGCAAACCUCACAGCAUGUUUGCUGCUCGAGUGAGGACAAGGAGGUGCUCUACAUGGCCAAGACAGCUUUCCGGUGCUGUGGUCACCGCUACUACAACCUCUCUCUGUGGUCAUGCUGUGCAGGGAAACUGAGUCCAGUGCGCCCUCCAGGCACAAUGAGUAAAGAAUCCAGACUUUUGUCAGUGGACAAUGUGAAGGAUGCAGAUCUUUGCAACAAAAUGCAUAUUGGGAUUGUGGAGAGUGUGUCUUCGCACAGCGUUGUAUUCAGCAGUGUGCUGAUGAUCCAUGGAAGAAACGCCACCGUGACAUCUCUGGCCUCACCUUACAUCCUUAAAAAACAUGAUCACUGCACCUUCCCUAAACUGACUGCUUGGCGGAGCUACUUCUUUGAUGGCGUUAAUGUCUUCGCUGAUUUCAACCAUUACUCUACUCUCCAGUCACUUCAUUUCAUUUUAUCCAGGUGCUACCGUCCUUAAGUCACCACUUUUAGCUCUAACCAACACCAGUUAAUCAGUUCCUGUAUACAUCAUCAUAUUACUUGAAAAUGUUUUCAGUCGGUCAUCAUUUAUUAGUAACUGAAAAAGUAAUUAGAUUACUAAUAACUAAUCAGCAUCUUCUGUAGCACGUGACACCAGGGUUUAACAUGACAACCUGCAACUUUGGAGGUAUUCGCUGACCAUUAUUUGCCCCUACUGAAUGUUUCUCUGUGCAUUGUGUGUAUUUCAAUCAAGGCAUAUUCCCUCUCCUAUGGUGGUUGGUGAGCCCUUAUGUCCCACCUCUAGCCUCUUCUAUAAGUUAACACAUCUGAAACCUUCUGUUGACUGACAGACGUCAAGUAGUUAACCCUUCAAAAUGUCCUAUUAGUGGAGCAUUAGAAGAAUUAACUACAAUGCUUUGCUGGGUUUCAACCUGUAAUCAUCACGAAAGAUGGUAAUCAUUACUGUAACACUGCUCAACAUGGUGCUCAGUGACAUUCAUCUGUACACUCUGAAAUAUACUGUAAUGAUUCAAGAUUUACAUUUUAAGUAAAAGCUCUGCAGGAAAAGUAGCUAACUGUUAGUGAUGGGGUUGUUAUUUGAAAAAUAAGUUGCACUUUAUUCAUUACUCUCUUAAAGUAAUGCACUCCUUUACUUAAUAACUCCCUGAAACUGAUUGAAACUUUAUGAAACUACAUCAAUUUAUAAAACAAUCUAAAAGAGGUUGGCCUUUAUAACACUACAUACUACAAAUGAUAAUUGCCUUAAAUAAUAUAUCCAUUGGCCUAAAAAAAAAAUAAUUAAAAGAGACUUCCUAGCUCUAUUAGAGGAAAGACACAUUUUUAAAUGGCCCAUGAGCUCCAUUUGAUGGGGAAACCGCACUUGCUGGAGUCACUGACUCACCAAACCACAGCUUUAUAAUAGACUAAUCCAGUUUAUUUGACAUCUUAAUUACCAAAGCAGUGGUUAUACCUCAUGAGAAGAAGUAACUCAAAUUGUUUAAGACAGCUGGCUCUUCCACAGACUCAAUACAAGACUGCAGAAGACUGCUUUGAUGCAGGGAACACAUCCCCCUCAAAACUGAGAACAUGUGUAUUUGCCCGAAAACAUGAAUGUAGCAGAGACAGAGACAGAGACGUGCCACAAUUUUCUUUGAGAUUCUUUGACCCAAAAGCCCCUGUUUCCUGUGUGUCCCCACGUCACCCCUCAAAGUUUAAACAUAUCUACCUACACGUCCUUGACCGAUGUGAUUGUUUUAUUAGUAACUGUAAUGUAAUUACUGAAUGUAUUAACAGUAACACGUCACAUUACUGCAUUACAGACAAAUGUAAUGUGAUUACAGUAAUAUGUAACUUUGAAUCACUACCUUCUUCUUUGCUGUCCAGUAACUGGUCUCAUGUAAGAAUGCUAAUAUGUAUCUUGACUGUUAACAUAAGCUAAACAGCUAUCAGCUUUGUGAUUUAGGUUUUGAAAUAUUAUGCUAAUCUUUGUCAUUACGACUUAAUUAUUGUUAUUUUUGUGCCAAUUACAUGACAAAUUGCAGCCAUUUGCACACGUCCUUCACACAUACAGUUGUAUGUUUACAUUGAAAUGGCAGGAUUUAUCAUGUCAUUAUCUAUAAAGCUAGUAAUUGAUAAGCAGCAAUAUCAGGUGUAAAAAUAUGCUACAAAGAACCAAAACCCAAAUCAUCAAAGGAUUAAGCUGUCAUGCAUCGAAUUUAUGUUUCUCAAUGGCUAAUUCUUUUGUCCUUACUUGCAUAGAAUUUUUUGUUGUACUGCACAUUUAUUUAAGAUAAAAUACCUAAUAUAAGCCAAAUUGAAGCUAGAAAGCCUAUUUUCCUUUUUCUGGCACAUUUUCUAUUUCAAUAUAUUUUCUAUUAGUUUUUGUAUUUUAAGCAACGGAAAUGUAUUGCAUGUUUUUUUGUAACAGGAGUGCAUUAUGCUUUAUACAUUUAUAUAAAUAAAAAA
Messenger RNA from Epinephelus fuscoguttatus (brown-marbled grouper), 4448 nucleotides. Its product is annotated as galaxin-like. The record is from RefSeq and is a predicted model, not a curated record. The coding region runs from base 52 to 2481 and encodes 809 amino acids. NCBI's taxonomy places the organism in Eukaryota, Metazoa, Chordata, Actinopteri, Perciformes, Serranidae. The transcript is spliced from 21 exons.